AUGGAUAAAAUCAUUGCUCAGUCCAAACACCUGUGUCCUUUUUUGAAGACAACAUCGACUGCUGCCUUGCGCAGUCUCGCAAACGCCAAGGGUCUUGCUGCCAAGGCCCAGGGGUGCCCCGUGAUGGCUUCUGCAAUGGAGCAGCGUCGAGCCGCGCACUCGUCCAAAGUGACUACUGCGCCGGCCACUUCUGCCGCACCCGUCCACUCGACACCCCGUGGGGGCGCUGUAGGCUCGGUGGAGUUUGAUUUGCCUCGGCCGACUGCCCUUGAUGCCGAGCAUGUGACCGAGAAGGACCCCGCCACGGACUAUGAGUCGGUGUACAAGGAGGAGCUUGAUCGCAAGCGCAAGGACAAGUCGUACAGGUUUUUUAACAACAUCAAUCGACUGGCCAAGGAGUUCCCCCGCGCGCACUCCACCUCGGAGGCUGAAAAAGUCACCGUGUGGUGCGCCAACGACUACCUGGGUAUGGGUUCGCAUCCAGAAGUGCUGAGAGCUGCCCACGAGACCCUCGACAAGUACGGAACAGGCGCCGGUGGUACGCGCAAUAUUGCCGGCCACAACAGGCAUGCAAUCAAGCUUGAAGAAACUGCGGCAAAGUUACACGGAAAAGAGGCUGCCCUGGUUUUUUCCUCGUGCUAUGUGGCUAAUGACGCUACACUGACGCUGCUUGGCCAGCGGUUCAAAGACCUCAUCUAUUUUUCGGACGAAAUGAACCAUGCCUCCAUGAUUCAGGGUAUCAAACACUCGGGUGCUCGCAAAGUUAUCUGGAAGCACAAUGAUCUGGCCGAUCUCGAAGCCAAGCUCGCGGCCGUUCCCAAAUCCACUCCCAAAGUCAUUGCAUUUGAGAGUGUGUACUCCAUGUGCGGCUCAAUUGCCCCAAUCGAGGCUAUUUGUGAUCUGGCCGACAAGUACGGUGCCCUUACUUUCUUGGACGAAGUCCAUGCCGUGGGCAUGUACGGCCCCCAUGGUGCAGGAGUUGCUGAACACCUGGACUAUGAUUAUUAUGCCAGCAAUGGCACUCUUCCUCUUAGUGGCCGUCGGACCGUUAUGGACCGUAUUGACAUCAUUACCGCCACUCUCGGCAAAGCUUAUGGUAGUGUUGGCGGUUAUGUGGCUGGCAGUGUCAACUUUAUCGACUGGAUUCGCUCGUAUGCCCCCGGGUUUAUUUUCACCACCAGCUUACCUCCCAGCGUGAUGGCUGCCUCAACGGCGGCUAUCCAGGUCCAGAGUGCGUCCAAUGCCAGCCGUCGUGCUCAGCAACAUAAUACCCGGGCUUUGAAGCAGCGUCUUGCCGAGCGCGGCAUCCCCGUUAUUCCUAAUCCCAGUCACAUCGUGCCUGUUCUUGUUGGCAGUGCUGACUUGGCCAAGCAGGCUUCGGAUAUGCUGUUGAAAGAUCAUGGCAUCUAUGUGCAAGCUAUCAAUUACCCCACAGUUAGAAUUGGAGAGGAGCGUCUGCGUAUCACUCCCACCCCUGGCCACUCUGAGGAGCUGGCCACUGAGUUGGUGGAAGCUCUUGAAGACGUCUUUACUCGUCUUAGCCUCAAGCGUGUUGCAGACUGGAAAGCCCAAGGCGGCCAUUGUGGUGUUGGUACAGAUACCAACGUCAAACCGAUUUGGACAGAUACUCAACUGGCUUCCUGA
This is a messenger RNA of Wickerhamiella sorbophila, 1644 nucleotides long. Its product is annotated as 5-aminolevulinate synthase, mitochondrial. Gene Ontology annotation, cellular component: mitochondrion; mitochondrial matrix. Gene Ontology annotation, biological process: heme biosynthetic process. The record is from RefSeq and is a predicted model, not a curated record. The coding region runs from base 1 to 1644 and encodes 547 amino acids. The transcript has a single exon. Gene Ontology annotation, molecular function: 5-aminolevulinate synthase activity; pyridoxal phosphate binding. NCBI's taxonomy places the organism in Eukaryota, Fungi, Ascomycota, Dipodascomycetes, Dipodascales, Trichomonascaceae.